CCUCAGCCGCCGAGGAGCCAUCAGCUUCAGCUCCAGCUCCGCGCUCUUCGGCUGCCCCAAUCCCCGGCAACUCUCACAGGAGUAAACUGACCUUAGAGACAAUACAUUAUUUGCCCAAGGCAUCACAAGAACUUUGAGAAGCACCUGUCAUGUUCCACACCCUUACUUUUAACCUAGCCUGCCUCGGUGAAGAGGCGUGGAGCUAUUUCCUAUGACAGUUCUGACCAGACUGCAUUGUACAUUCGUAUGCUAGGAGAUGUACGUGUAAGGAGUCGAGCAGGAUUUGAAUCAGAAAGAAGAGGUUCUCAUCCAUAUAUUGAUUUUCGUAUUUUUCAUGCUCAAUCUGAAAUUGAAGUUUCUGUGUCUGCAAGGAAUAUCAGAAGGUUACUAAGUUUCCAGCGGUAUCUUAGAUCUUCACGCUUUUUUCGUGGUACUACUGUUUCAAAUUCUCUAAACAUUUUAGAUGAUGAUUAUAAUGGACAAGCCAAGUGUAUGCUGGAAAAAGUUGGAAGUUGGAAUUUUGAUAUCUUUCUAUUUGAUAGACUAACAAAUGGAAAUAGUCUAGUAAGUUUAACCUUUCAUUUAUUUAGUCUUCAUGGAUUAAUUGAGUACUUCCAUUUAGAUAUGAUGAAACUUCGUAGAUUUUUAGUUAUGAUUCAAGAAGAUUACCACAGUCAAAACCCUUACCACAAUGCAGUCCAUGCUGCAGAUGUUACUCAGGCCAUGCACUGUUACUUAAAAGAACCUAAGCUUGCCAGUUCUGUAACCCCUUGGGAUGUCUUGCUGAGCUUAAUUGCGGCUGCCACUCACGAUCUGGAUCAUCCAGGUGUUAAUCAGCCUUUCCUUAUUAAAACUAACCAUUACUUGGCAACUCUGUACAAGAAUACCUCAGUACUGGAAAAUCACCACUGGAGAUCUGCAGUGGGAUUAUUGAGAGAAUCUGGUUUAUUCUCACAUAUGCCAUCAGAAAGCAGGCAACAAAUGGAGACUCAGAUAGGUGCUUUGAUACUAGCCACAGACAUCAGUCGCCAAAAUGAGUAUCUGUCAUUGUUUAGGUCCCAUUUGGACAGAGGUGACUUAUGCCUAGAAGAUGCCAGGCAUAGGCAUUUGGUUUUACAGAUGGCUUUGAAAUGUGCUGAUAUUUGUAACCCGUGUCGGACCUGGGAAUUAAGUAAGCAGUGGAGUGAGAAAGUAACAGAGGAAUUCUUCCAUCAAGGAGAUAUAGAAAAGAAGUAUCAUUUGGGUGUGAGUCCACUUUGUGAUCGUCAGACUGAAUCUAUUGCCAACAUCCAGAUUGGUUUCAUGACUUACCUAGCGGAGCCUUUAUUCACGGAAUGGGCCAGGUUUUCCAAUACCAGGCUCUCGCAGACAAUGCUCGGACAUAUGGGGCUGAACAAAGCCAGUUGGAAGGGGCUGCAGAGGGAACAGUCCACCAGUGAGGACACGGAUGCUGCGUUCGAGGAGUUGAACUCACAGUUAUUACCUCAGGAAAAUCGGUUAUCGUAGCCCCCAGAAGCAGUGGGACAGACUGCCUCCUGCCGGAUUUUAGAAAUGUGAAAUGGGGUCUCGAGGUGAGAGGACGUUCUCUUGGCCUGCCAAGGUUUCCGAAGGAACGAGGCCAGCGUUAUUUAUUCCCAAGGCGUCCUCUCUCGGAUCAUGUGACCCCACAUUUUAAUUCUAAGACCUGACCAUACAGCAAUAUGCAUUUGGCUUUCGUGUGAAACCUUGAAUAUGCAAAGCCCAGCAGGAGCGAACCGGAACGGAGUAACAGGAAGUUUUGCGGUGUGCCACGAGUCUUUUAAAAGCAUUUGUUCCUCGAACCACGAAACUUGAACUGUAUCUUUCAGCAGAGAUCUCUUGGAAUUUGAGCAGUCUGAUGCAACAUUGUGUGUCUGUACCUUCCCCCAAGUUCUCUCUGAGAAAAUGGAAAUGUGAAGUGCCCAGCCUCUGCUGCCUCCUGCAAGACUCAUGUUUACAAAUCAACUCUGAAAUACUGGUUCUAAAUUGCCUUGGAGCAGGAUUGUGAAGGAACCACUAAGAAUUUCAAAGAUCAAACUGAAACUGCAGCUCUUUCCCCCUGGUUUGCCUUUUUUUCUUCUUUGGAUGCCACCAAAGCCUCCCAUUUGCUAUAGUUUUAUUUUGCGCACUGGAAACUGAGCAUUUUUCAUAGAGUACCACCAAGCUUUCCCUUCAGUGCUGUCUGGCAAUGCAAUUUUUUUUAACUAUUUAGUUUUUAAUUUGGGGCGGGAGGGGAAGAACACCAAUGUCCUAGCUGUGUUAUGAUUCUGCAGUGAAGACAUUGCAUGUUGUUUUCACUACUGUACACUUGACCUGCACAUGCAAGAAAAAGGUGGAAUGUUUAAAACACCAUAAUCAGCUCAGGGUAUUUGCCAAUCUGAAAUAAAGUGGGAUGGGGAAGUGUGUCCUUCAGAGCAAGGGUACUAAAGUCCCUUUCGCUGCAGUGAGUGAGAGGUAUGUUGUGUGUGAAUGUGUGGACGUGUGUUCGCGUGCAUGUUUGUGCAUGUGUGACUGUGCAUGUGUUAUAUUUAUCCAUGUGGGAAAGGGUCUGAAAUGUAAGCUUUUAUUUAUUAUUUUAGAAUGUGACACAGGGCGCAGCCACACUGGGGGGGGGGGAAGGUAGGUGAGCCGUAACAGACUGCUCCAGUUGCCUUAAACUAUGCACAAAGCUAAGUGACCAAACUUCUUGUUUUGAUUUGAAAAAAGUGCAUUGUUUUCUUGUCCCUCCCUUUGAUGAAACGUUACCCUUUGAUGGGCCUUUUGAUGUGAACAGAUGUUUUCUAGGACAAAAUCUAAGGACUAAUUUUAAACUUCAAACAUUCCACUUUUGUAAUUUGUUUUAAAUUGUUUUAUGUAUAGUAAGCACAACUGUAAUCUAGUUUUAAGAGAAACCGGUGCUUUCUUUUAGUUCAAUUGUAUUUCCCUUGUUACUGUAAAAGACUGUUUAUCGAUUAUGUUUACAUUGUUGCAACAGCCAUUUCCUUCGGAGAAAGCUUGAGUGUAAAGCCGUUUGUCAAAGGCUUUGCCAUACUCAUUUUAAUAUGUGCCUGUUGCUGUUAACUUUUGAUGAAUAAAAACCUAUCUUUUCACAUA
Molecule: messenger RNA, 3111 nt
Organism: Leptonychotes weddellii (Weddell seal)
Lineage: Eukaryota; Metazoa; Chordata; Mammalia; Carnivora; Phocidae
Gene: PDE7A
Product: phosphodiesterase 7A
Biological process (GO): signal transduction
Molecular function (GO): 3',5'-cyclic-nucleotide phosphodiesterase activity
Source: RefSeq, a predicted model, not a curated record